Molecule: messenger RNA, 584 nt
Organism: Thalassophryne amazonica
Lineage: Eukaryota; Metazoa; Chordata; Actinopteri; Batrachoidiformes; Batrachoididae
Gene: rps24
Product: ribosomal protein S24
Exons: 7
Coding region: 87-488 (133 amino acids)
Biological process (GO): translation
Cellular component (GO): ribosome
Molecular function (GO): structural constituent of ribosome
Source: RefSeq, a predicted model, not a curated record
ACUCGCUGUAUUUUGUACAGGCAUUAUCACGGUCACCAACGGGUCCUUCCUCCUUUUCUACGUCUCUCAGCGAGGCUGGCGUUAAGAUGAAUGACACAGUAACAGUCAGGACCCGGAAGUUCAUGACGAACCGGCUGCUUCAGAGGAAGCAAAUGGUUGUCGAUGUCCUGCAUCCAGGCAAGGCUACAGUCCCUAAGACUGAAAUCAGGGAGAAACUUGCCAAAAUGUACAAGACUACUCCUGAUGUAGUGUUCGUCUUUGGCUUCAGAACUCAGUUUGGUGGUGGCAAGACAACAGGUUUCGCCAUGGUGUAUGACAGUCUAGACUACGCUAAGAAGAAUGAGCCUAAACACAGACUGGCCAGGCAUGGUCUGUAUGAGAAAAAGAAGACAUCAAGGAAACAGCGGAAAGAACGCAAAAACAGAAUGAAAAAAGUACGGGGCAUCAAGAAGGCCAGUGUUGGCGCUGCUGGCAAAAAGAAGAAAUGAGGUGUCGGUUUACAGUGAGCCUGGAAAGUUGGGGUGACCUCCGCGCUCAAGAUGUUCUUGUAUAUUGUCAUCGAAUAAAGUUUGGAAAAAAUGGAA